Messenger RNA from Schistosoma haematobium, 1956 nucleotides. RefSeq lists its product as uncharacterized. Gene Ontology annotation, cellular component: membrane. The record is from RefSeq and is a predicted model, not a curated record. Gene Ontology annotation, molecular function: transmembrane transporter activity. The transcript has 14 exons. Bases 117 to 1904 code for a protein of 595 amino acids. Gene Ontology annotation, biological process: monoatomic anion transmembrane transport. NCBI's taxonomy places the organism in Eukaryota, Metazoa, Platyhelminthes, Trematoda, Strigeidida, Schistosomatidae.
CACAUAAUUAAUUCCAUAUAAUAGAUUGCCAAAUUUUCACGGUUAGCGGUGAAAGAGUGUUCAGAUCAAUUAUUUCGUGACUCACCCCAUACAUUAAAACAAUCUAUUCACCUGAAAUGGAGCUUCCGGGGAUGUACAGAAAUUUAUGGAUUACAAUUUUAGCAUUCCGAAAUGUGGUUCUCUGCUUUUUAUAUGCUGGGCUGUUAACGUUACUUCCAAUUAUGGUACCUGGUAAGCCAGCAAGAGGAGGCUAUGUUUUACUUCUUAUGUCUGGUUUAUGGGUGACUGAAAUCAUACCGAUUUAUGUGACUGCUCUAAUCCCACUGGUGUUUGGACCACUACUUGGAAUAGCACCGGCAUCAACUAUUUCUCCAUCUUAUACAAGAGAUACAAACAUGCUGUUUUUCGGGGGUUUAAUGAUGGCGUGUGCAAUAGAAAAUAAUUAUGUUCACAAGAGAAUAGCAAUUUCAUUUUUAAAACUUGUAGGAAGUGAUCCAAAAAUGCUUAUGCUCGGCUUUAUGUUACCCAGCUGGUUUCUGUCCAUGUGGAUGAGCAAUACUGCUACUACAGCCAUGAUGAUAACAAUUUUGGAUCCACUAUUGACUGAUUUAAUGAAAGUUGAUGAAGCAGAUGAAGAAGAACAUAAUGACAGUAAUGAAUCAACUUUGAGUUCAGUGAAGCCUGAAAUUGGUAAUGGACAAGAUUCUCAGGUAUCUAAUACCAACUGUGUACAAAAUGAUAAUUCUGUUGCAACACCUAAAGUUUCAAAUGAACAGUCGAAAUUGAAACGAAUGAGUAUUGGAUUUAGUCUCAGUAUUGCUUAUGCAUCUUCAAUUGGCGGUGUGGCAACAAUCAUAGGUACUCCACCUAACUCCAUUCUUCAAGGAACUACCUUAAGUCGAUAUGGUGAUUCAACUGGUUUGAAUUUCGGUACUUGGAUGGCUUACGCACUUCCGCUUUCAGCUUUCAUGUUCCUGUUCGUCUGGAUUUGGCUUAUCAUUUUGUUCUUCGGUCCAAAAAGUUUGUGUACGUUUAAGCAGUCGAAAAGAAAGAAAGAACGGUUAGCCCAAAUAUUAGAAGCAGAACAACAGAAACUUGGAUCGAUCAAAUAUUGUGAAGUACUGUCUGGAGGUCUUUUCUUAUUGCUCACAACACUAUGGAUGACGCGAAAUAUUGGGUCAUCAGGAUGGGGAAAGCUUUUUGUUGACCCCUCUGAUCCUAAAACAUCAAAAUACAUAACAGACAGCACCCCAGCUAUCUUAAUGGCUAUCAUAACAACGAUCUUACCAGCAUCUAAUCCAAUUAAGCUUUGGAAACACUGGAAACACUGUUACAAAACUAAAACUGAGCCAGACCCAGAAAUAACCCGUGUCCUUCUUCCCUGGAAAGUAGCAUUGGUGAAGUUCCCGUGGGGUGUAAUUGUGGUGGUCGGAGGAGGAUUCGCGCUGGCAACUGUAAUGCAGGCUUCUGGUUUGACGAAUGUAAUUGGAGAAUAUCUUAGUAUGCAUCUGAAAUACAUUCCAUUUACGAUUUUAAGUAUAGUCUGUACACUUACAGCAGCAGCGAUGACUGAGUUCACAUCCAAUUCAGCUACAGCUUCAAUUAUUUUACCCAUUAUUUAUGGUUUAUGCGAGGGACUUGCGAUUCAUCCCUUUUUGUUAGCGUUCCCUGUAACUGUUGCAACUUCCUAUUCAUUCGCACUUCCUGCUGCUACACCUCCUAACACUAUUGUUUUUGCCAAAGGAAGGGUUCGGGUUAAACACAUGUUAUUGGCCGGGGUCCCAUUGAACAUAGUUGGUGGUUUAGCUGCUGUUGCAGCUGUAUCAAGUUACACGGUGCCGAUAUUCGGGUUGAAUACUGUGCCUUCUUGGUUUAAAUCCGUGACGAAUACAACAAACACCUGAGUUUUUUAUGGACGUUCAUAUCUCUUUUGUUAAAAUAUGUGAUUUCUAUUCA